Messenger RNA from Miscanthus lutarioriparius, 972 nucleotides. NCBI's taxonomy places the organism in Eukaryota, Viridiplantae, Streptophyta, Magnoliopsida, Poales, Poaceae. The record is from the annotation of a GenBank genome assembly.
AUGAGUCUGCAGAUUCCGGUGAGAUCAGGCGCCCUCCGCCGCCGCCUCCUUCUAGGUGGCGCUGGGGGGCUCCAGCGCCUCUACUCCACCGGUGACCGGCGCCGGCGGGUGAUCCGCGAGGCACGGCAGGAGGAAGAGGACGAGGCGUUCCUCCGCACCCUCAACUUCGGCGCCGACCCCGGGAACAACCCCCUUCCCCCGCCGCCGAGGCGUGGCAGGGGAUUAUCCGACGCCUCCUCUGGGAAGCAGCAGCAGCAGCAGCCCGAGCGAAGCGCCCAGAAGGUCGUUGGGGAGACGCUGCUGGAGAAGCUUAAACUGGGCGAUGGUCCCUCCGCCGCCGCCGCCGCCGCUACGGGAGGCGGCGAUGAGCGGCGGCAGCCUGAGGAAGAGCCUGCGUCCGCGCAGCCGGUGGAUGUGGACGAGAUCUUCCGAAAGAUGAAGGAGACCGGGCUGAUCCCAAACGCCGUGGCCAUGCUCGACGGGCUGUGCAAGAACGGCCUGGUGCAGGACGCCAUGAAGCUGUUCGGCCUGAUGCGAGAGAAGGGAGCCAUCCCGGAGGUGGUCAUCUACACAGCUGUCGUCGAGGCAUUCUGCAAGGCGGCCAAGCUAGACGACGCUGUGAGGAUUUUCAGGAAGAUGCAAGGGAAUGGAGUCAUCCCAAACGCAUUCAGCUACUGGCUCCUGAUACAGGGGUUGUACAAGGGGGGCAGGCUGGAUGAUGCUGUUGGGUUCUGUGUGGAGAUGUUUGAGGCUGGGCUUGCGCCGAAUGCUGAGACGUUUGUAGGCUUGCUUGAUGCAGUGUGCAAGACAAAAGGGGUGGAUGAUGGUGAAAAGCUUGUGAGGAGCUUCCAGGACAGGAACUUUGCUAUUGAUGAGAAGUCAAUCAGGGAGCACCUGGACAAGAAAGGCCCAUUCUCACCAGUGGUGUGGGAGGUGAUCUUUGGCAAAAGAAAAUCAGGCCGACCUUUCUAA